Homo sapiens (human) is the source of this 10083-nucleotide messenger RNA. It is a transcript of the gene GNAI1, whose product is annotated as G protein subunit alpha i1. The record is from RefSeq and is marked reviewed. Gene Ontology annotation, cellular component: midbody; cell cortex; cytoplasmic side of plasma membrane. Lineage: Eukaryota; Metazoa; Chordata; Mammalia; Primates; Hominidae. Gene Ontology annotation, biological process: adenylate cyclase-inhibiting G protein-coupled receptor signaling pathway; regulation of eating behavior; adenylate cyclase-modulating G protein-coupled receptor signaling pathway. Bases 331 to 1395 code for a protein of 354 amino acids. The transcript is spliced from 8 exons. Gene Ontology annotation, molecular function: guanyl nucleotide binding; adenylate cyclase inhibitor activity; GTP binding.
GAGCUCGGCUGGGCUUGGCGAGGCUGCGGCGCGGCCACCGGCGGGAGUGCAGCGGCCACUGUACCCAGAGAUUCAAAACCCCAAACCCGGGACUUGGGGGCGCUGAGCCGGGCCGGGAAGCAGAGCCUGGUCGUGAGGAACAGCCGCCCGUUGCUGUCUGCCCCUUUGCGGACAGCGUCUCCCUCGACUCCGCUUAGGAAGUGGUGGGGGCGGCGUGGCCCCCGUCGGGAGGCGUUCGAACGCCCGCUAGGAGAGAGAAAGGAUUCCCCUGUGCUUGGAGCCCGCACUCGGGCGCGGAGGGAGCGGCGGCAGGCUCUCGCUUUCGGCACCAUGGGCUGCACGCUGAGCGCCGAGGACAAGGCGGCGGUGGAGCGGAGUAAGAUGAUCGACCGCAACCUCCGUGAGGACGGCGAGAAGGCGGCGCGCGAGGUCAAGCUGCUGCUGCUCGGUGCUGGUGAAUCUGGUAAAAGUACAAUUGUGAAGCAGAUGAAAAUUAUCCAUGAAGCUGGUUAUUCAGAAGAGGAGUGUAAACAAUACAAAGCAGUGGUCUACAGUAACACCAUCCAGUCAAUUAUUGCUAUCAUUAGGGCUAUGGGGAGGUUGAAGAUAGACUUUGGUGACUCAGCCCGGGCGGAUGAUGCACGCCAACUCUUUGUGCUAGCUGGAGCUGCUGAAGAAGGCUUUAUGACUGCAGAACUUGCUGGAGUUAUAAAGAGAUUGUGGAAAGAUAGUGGUGUACAAGCCUGUUUCAACAGAUCCCGAGAGUACCAGCUUAAUGAUUCUGCAGCAUACUAUUUGAAUGACUUGGACAGAAUAGCUCAACCAAAUUACAUCCCGACUCAACAAGAUGUUCUCAGAACUAGAGUGAAAACUACAGGAAUUGUUGAAACCCAUUUUACUUUCAAAGAUCUUCAUUUUAAAAUGUUUGAUGUGGGAGGUCAGAGAUCUGAGCGGAAGAAGUGGAUUCAUUGCUUCGAAGGAGUGACGGCGAUCAUCUUCUGUGUAGCACUGAGUGACUACGACCUGGUUCUAGCUGAAGAUGAAGAAAUGAACCGAAUGCAUGAAAGCAUGAAAUUGUUUGACAGCAUAUGUAACAACAAGUGGUUUACAGAUACAUCCAUUAUACUUUUUCUAAACAAGAAGGAUCUCUUUGAAGAAAAAAUCAAAAAGAGCCCUCUCACUAUAUGCUAUCCAGAAUAUGCAGGAUCAAACACAUAUGAAGAGGCAGCUGCAUAUAUUCAAUGUCAGUUUGAAGACCUCAAUAAAAGAAAGGACACAAAGGAAAUAUACACCCACUUCACAUGUGCCACAGAUACUAAGAAUGUGCAGUUUGUUUUUGAUGCUGUAACAGAUGUCAUCAUAAAAAAUAAUCUAAAAGAUUGUGGUCUCUUUUAAGUUUUGCAGUUCAUGGUAAAAUGCAUUUUCAAACCAAAUGAGUACUUAUAUAUGGAUCUCUGUAGACUAGAGUCUUGCAGCAACACAGAAUGUAAUAUAAGGCAAAUGCAUCUGGGACUUGACCAAAGUUGUUCUGUUUUGUUUUUUUAACUGAAAGUAACAGAAGGACCUUUCUUAAAUGUGACAGAUGGUCCUGCAGUGUGAAACUGAAGGACAGUGUUAAAGCUGGGCUCUAGUAUAUUGAUGAUUUCUGCAUAAGUGUAAAUAUGCAAAUGUAUGUAUACAUGUAUUUAUGACUUUAGUUUUCGACAUUAUUUUUAGGUUUUAAGAGUGGCAACUUAGGAUUUUAGGGUGAUGGCUUUGGAAAUAACAUAAAUAUACCUUGUACUGAAUGACAGACUAUUACUACGUUUGCCAGUUUUAAACAGCUUUAUUUAUGUUCAUGUCCUGUAAAUUUUUAAGUACAGUAAUUAAUAUUAGGAAACAUUACAGCCCUUAUCUAGAUUAUAUGUAUACUUGUAUUAAUAAAAAUGUUAUUUGUACAAACAUUGCACAGACUAUUUUAAUAACAUGAUUUGUUCUUUAAAUUUUAUGUGUUUUAUUGAAAUGUUCUUAAGAUGAAUACACCUGCCUUUGGAUCAACUAUUUAAACAUUGUAUGCAUUUUGAUUUUUCCUACUUUAAGAAAAUAAAAUAAUUUAAUUUUACAUUAGAUUCCACGUUAGAUUUGGUUUGAAAAACUAAAAUUUCAGAUUUCUGAGGAUAUACUGUCUUAGACUUAUUGUACACACUUAGUUUUUAUUCACUUGUUUUCACUCUGAAUUUUAAUAUUUGGCUGAUAUGAAUGCAUUGCCUCAAAGGUGAUGUCAUCUUAAUUUUUAUUCACUUUAAAUAACUACAUUUUUGUUUAUAACUAAGUUUGGAGGGAUCCUAAGAGCAUUUUUGUGGGUAAAAAAAAAACCUGUGGACAUAAUGAAUUUUGAGACAUUGAUUGGUGAGGCUUUUAUUUCCCUUGAGGAGUCUCUUGUACCUAGCAUACAUGAUAGCUCCUUGUUGGGAAGAUAACAAGAAGGAUCUUUGAAUACUCUAUUGCUGAUAUAAUGCAAGAUUUAAAUUUAUACAUAUAACUAAUUUCAAAUGUAAUUAUCACACUAUGUUAAAAUUACUUUUUUCCCUUAGAUAAUUCAAAUUUCUCCACUUGCUUGAGAUUAUAUCAUUUCUUUUUCAAUUAUACUAUUAUUUCUGAGAAUGAAAUGGACGAUUACACUUAGAAAAUGAGUAAUAGUGUUUAAUAAGUCAGUGAUUAUAUGUGUGCUCAAAUAAGUGUUAUGUAUCAGCUAGAUACUGAGCUUUGAUAGAAUAAUUUUCUUUUGAUUAUUCAUGAUGUGUCAUCUCUGACCUUGUUUCAGCAAAGUAAACAGCACUCCCCACCCCACCCUCCUUUUUUUACUCAUCUUGGAAAAGGUUAGUCUUUCAGUACACGUUGCUGGUAAGUAGUUUCCAAGUUACGUGUUGUCACUGGGUUGAAGUAUAUUUGUGUGUGUGUGUGUGUGUGUGUGUGUGUGUGUAACCAUAAACUAUAUUCAUAUCUGUUUCAUUUGGAGGAUUUUCUUCUUUGUAAUGUAAAGAAAUUCAAAGUUAUCAAAGUUCCUUAAAUGUGUUAGUUUAGAUUCUUUAUGUGCCUUUCAUGAAAGAUAUGUUUUCAUUAAUUUUACUGGUGGACCUGUAAUAUCCACAUUGUGAAGCUGUGUAUGAAAUUCAACUAUAAUAUGAAUAAAUUUGAAUCAUGAGAAUUAUGGGUUAAAAAGCCACAAAGAAGCACAUAUUGGUGACCAUCAUUAAUGAAAUCCUGAACUUUAUUCUGUGUAAUUGUGUUAAUAAAUCCUAAUAAAUUUAAAUUUUUAAAAUUUUACAAACCUAUUGGCUAAGUACAUUUUGGAUUAGAAUUUAAGUAUCAGUCUGUUGUUUCUUCAUUUCUUCUUUUUCUAUGCUCUUUUUACAAUUUCAGCUACUCCAGAAGCUCAGAUUUUCCCUGUUCCAAGCUAUGAGAUGUGAUGCCACAUUUGGAAUUGCCUUCUUGAUAUCCCCUUCUGAGAAUGCAUUGCCUGCUUUUUAACUCAUUAUAUUCAAAACUAAAUUCAUCAUCAUUCUCUCCUUACACCAGUUCUCACCCUGACUUUGCCAUUUUUCCUUACUAAGUACCAUCAUCAUUUAUUCCUUCAAUGGGGAACUUUUUAGUUUAAGUUCUGGGAUACGUGUGCUGAACAUGCAGGUUGGUUACAUAUGUAUACAUGUGCCAUGGUGGUUUGCUGCACCUAUCAACCUGUCAUCUAAGUUUUAAGCCCUGCAUGCAUUAGGUGGAACUCUUCUGAUUCCUAAUCUCCAUUUCAAUUUACUGACAGUUCUACAAAGCCUUAAAUCUGUUUUUUGUUUGUUUUCCUUUCUAUUCCUACUACUACCUAUUCAAGUCUUUGCUAAACUUCCUCUUAAAAUGGCAUUAUUAGUUAAAUUCCCCACCUCCCAUUUCUCUCUUCUCGAAAAACCCAGGUUAGUUAUCCUAAUGUAGAACUGUGGCCCUAUCACCUUCUAUUCCUUGAUCUGCAUUGGCUCUGAUUUGUCAAUAAAAUUAAGUAUAAGUUAGCCUGCCAUUUAAUGCUCUUCAUCACCUGAGGCCUGUUCCUUUCUACACUGUAUCCAAAUAGUGUCCUGUGCAUAACCUGGGCUUUCCUCCAAGUACUGUAUUACUUACUACAUGUGAUAUGCUUAGAGCAGUGCCUACAAUGUGGGAAGUGUUCAUUUGUGUCUGUCAAUGUUAUUUUUAUUAGCACUUUUAAAAUGGUGUGUAAAAUGUAUUGGCACUUUUAAAUUUGGCACUUUUAAAUUUGUUUGUGAUACCUCUUUUAGACUCCUCUGGCAUCUGUUCUUCAGGGUGCCCUUCUGGGAACUACAUGAUUCUGAUAGAGCUGCCAAUCGCAUUUCUUACUUCUCCGUCUCUAGGCUUAGACCUGACCAAUCCGAGUCCUCCAGCAUUGGACGAGUGAGCCAAUCAUUGUCCCAGUUGCCAUUCUUAAAGUCCCUAAGGCGCUUGUGGUUUCUAAAAUUCUCUUCAUUUCAGUAACCUUCUAAAAGUCUACUUUUUUAUGCCUAAUCUAGUUUAAUCGAAUUCAGUUUGUUACUGAAAAAGUACUGAUUAAAAUCCAUAUGUUCUCAUUGAAUACUGACAGUAACUAGAGAUCAAAAAAGGCUUAAAGAGGUUAAUUAACUUGAGCAAGACCAGAUGAAGGUUUUAAACCUAGAGCUUCUGACUCCAUGUCUGUCAGAGGACCCCAAAGAUGCUACCUUAUUUCCAGAAAAUGUGUAAGUAGUGUUUCGCCUAUCCCCACUCUGCCCUUGAGUUCCUCUGAGCCAUAAUAGUUUUUCAGAUUUAAAAAAGGAGAUACUUAUUAAUGUCUUUCAUCAGAGCUAUUUUUUACUCCUUAGAUGUGAAGCUACUUAAGAGCACAGUUACCAUUUUUUACAUCAUUUGCCGUUUGCAGAACCACCUUAUGUAAAUGAAUUUAGUUGAUACUGUAAUCAUUAUUACAGAUGGUAGCAUCAUCAUUGCUUAGUGUGUUAUGUUGGAAGUAGAAAGUGAUGGUGAAAAUCCUAGGCUCUGGCACCCCGUCUGGCUUCAAAUCCUGGCUCAAUUUCUUAUUAACUGGGAAAAUCUGGGCAAAUAAUUUAGUUUUGCUCUGCCUCCAUUUAUAUCAUCUGAAAAUAAAUAAGGAUUAAAUAAUCCAUUAAUUUUAAUGGUUGUUGUCAGCAUUAAAUAAGUUCACAGUACAUGUUAAGUACCUAGAGGGGAGUGUGGAAUGUAUAAGCCGUCAAUACAAUUUGCUGUUAUUUGAUUAUAAAUAAUAGUUUUAAGGUGCCUUUAAAAUCAUAAUCAGUGCUUAACAAAUGGUUGUUGAUACGUGCUUUGAAUGAAAUGCCUCAAAAACAAAACUCUCAUAAUUCGUUUUCAUAAUGAAAACUAAGUGUCUCACAUAUUGAUACUGGAAAAUGAGAAAAUGCAAUCUCUAAUCAACUUGAGGACACUUCUGUCGUUUUAAUGUAACCAAUAGUAUGAGAGAGUUUAUAUUUUAAUGUUAGGUUGGAAAUUUUCUUUUUUUUUUUUUUUUUUUUUUUUUGGUAUGGAGUCUUGCUCCUUCACCAGGCUGGAGUGCAGUCGUGCAAUCUCCACUCUCUGCAACCUCCAACUCCAUGGUUCAAGCAAUUGUCCUGCCUCAGCCUCCCGAGUAGCUGGGAUUACAGGCAUGCGCCACUACACCCAGCUAAUUUUUGUAUUUUUAGUAAAGGGGGGUUUCACCAUGUUGGCCAGGAUGGUCUUGAUCACCUGACCUUGUGAUCUGACCGCCUCGGCCUCCCAAAGUGCUGGGAUUACAGACGUGAGCCACUGCGCCCAGCCAGUUUUCUUUUUUAGUUCUUUUCAAAACCCUUUCUUAACAGUUGAAAUGCAUUUAUAUAAAGAAGUUUACGUUUCACAAUCCCACUGGCCUGUUUCCCAGGCAUUUUUUUAAACCAAUUACUGUUUGCUUUGGUGUCUGUUGUGAUUUCUCUUAUUUAGUUGGAUUUUGUAGUUACUUUAAAAGUUACGAAAUUUCACAUUUCAUCAAGUCCAGAGGCCAGAGACACCCAAAUAUGCACAGACAGGAAUCAGCUGCAAUUGUCCAAGCCAGAGCUGAUUAGGCCUCAACUGGAAUAGUCCCACCAUGUAAUAAAUCUUCCUGAGUAUUGUGUAUAAGGUCAAAUAUUUCCAGCUUCUUUGAUUUUACUGCCCGUCUUCCUAGGUCUCCAUCCGUAAAGUGGAUGGAAACACUGUCAUUGAAGGAGCUAGUUCUUCAAAUUUAAUUUUUUUUUUUUUUUUUUUCCUGAGACAGAGUUUCGUUCUUGUUUCCCAGGCUGGAGCGCAAUGGUGCGAUCUCGGCUCACCGCAACAUCCGCCUCCCGGGUACAAGCAAUUCUCCUGCCUCAGGUUCCCGAGUAGCUGGGAUUACAGGCAUGCGACACUACACCCAACUAAUCUUGUAUUUUUAGUAGAGACGGGGUUUCUCCAUGUCGGUCGGGCUGGUCUCGAACUCCUGACCUCAGGUAAUCCGCCCACCUCGGCCGCCCAAAGUGCUGGGAUUACAGGUGUGAGCCACCGCACCUGGCCAAAAUAUUUUUAAUUGAUUAAAAAUGAGAUAAUUUGAGGAAACAUGCAUAGAAUACUAGACAGAGACUAUUUUAGCAGAUAAGAGUGCCACUUUUAGUAAAAGAAGUUGUCACCUAGAAGAAAGUACAGGUGCUCCUUGACUUACCGUGGGUUAAGUCCUGAAAAGCCCACUGUAAGUUGAUAAUACCUUAUUUUGAAAAUGCAUUUAAUACACCUAACCUACCAAAUGUAGCUUAGCCUGGCCUAACUUAAAGGUGCUCAGAACACUUAGAUUAGCAUACAGUUGGACAAGAUAGCAUAAAGCCUAUUUUACAAUAAAGGAUAUCUCAUGUAAUUUUCUUGGAUACUGUACUGAAAAUGAAAAACAGAUUGAUUGCAUGGGUACUUGAAAUAUGGUUUCUAACUGAAUGCAUACCAGUUUCGCACCAAUGUAAAGUUGAAAAAUUGUUAAGUUGGACCAUCAUACGUUGGGGACCAUCUGUACAUAGAGUAGGACUCUUGAGAGCCUAAGGGCCACAGAAAUUCCUUUUCCAACUGCAGUGUCUAUGGAGGGAUUCUUAUAAUUAAUUUUAUUCCUGUGCAAACACACUAUCUGUGUAUUCUCUAUUUUACCAGGAUUUUUUGUUUUUGCUAAAUUAGACAUACAAUUUUGCAGUUAUUUUUUACUAAGUUGACAAAUGUUUGUACAAUUUCAGUGUAAAGCUAGUCUUCAAAAUAAACCACUGUGAAGAUUGGAUAUUACCUUGGAUUUUCUGUUGUGCACUCUUGAAUUUUAAUUAUGUUCUGUGGAAACUUCACAGAGUUUUAGCUUUGAUCCUUCCUUCACUUUUGAAAAUCAAGAGUAAAGUUAAGUCAAAGCUACUUCUAAACAGCUCUAUCUUUAAUUUCUAUUAAAUAGUACUGAGGUAUCAAUUUUGUAGCUUGUGGAAUGCGGACUAUCCCAGCAGCAAAUUCAUUAAUAUGGUUUGUAUAGGACUCACUUUGCAGCAUUCAAUUUUAGUAUAACAUGUUUUCCUGUUUACAAAUAUAAGUAAUUACCUUUCCGUUUUAAGUGACCAAUUGUCCUAGCAAUCUACUUCACAAGGCAAUUUACCUGUAAUAAAUAUAACUUUUUUGCAGACUUGAGCAUACGUUUAAACCAUUUAACCAUUCUUGAAUUUCUUAACAUAGUAAGUUACAAAUUUUAACUAUGAAUCUUCUUCUUCGAAAGGAAUCUUGUCUAAAUCUAAUAAAGCAUUUUUCUGGCUGAAGCUGCAAUGGAAAGCUUCAGUAUGAAGCUGGCAUAAGGAAAGCCAGUAAAAAGUGCCCUUUCUUCUUUCUGAGAGCCCCACCUCUGAUCCUCCUACACUUAAGGCUUCUAGAUGCAGAUUUAUACAAUAGUGCUAAAUCAAGACCUUGAAAAAUGUACUCAUAUAGUAAGAUUUACUCAAAACCACGAACUCCUCCAUUAUUUAAAAUAUGUUAGAGAUACAUAAAUAUAUAGAGAAAAUGCAUACAUACAUAAUUUAUUGAGUGCCUACUGUGUGCUAGGUACUUUUCUGGGUACCUUACUAAUGCUCUCAUUUAGUCAUCAGAGCAGUCCUGCAAUAUUGGUAAAAUUUCCAUUUUCUAUAUAAGGAAACACAUUUAAGAGAGGUUAGUAUUUUGUGCAAUGUUGGCUAUCUAGGAAGUGGCAGAGCUGGGUGUAAAAUCUAGAGUUAAGACCUUUGUUAGCCAUAUCUUCAAAAUCCAGUGUCAUUUCUUAGCCAUAUCUUCAAAAUCCAGUGUCAUUUCUUAGCCAUAUCUUCAAAAUCCAGUGUCAUUUCUUAGCCAUAUCUUCAAAAUCCAAUGGCAUAAAGAAGUUUUUCACAAGGGUGCCACAUGGUGUAGUGCAGCAUGUCCAACAGCAUUGCCUGAACAGAUGUUAAUAAGUAUGCAUGAUGCACAUUAGCAUGUCAAUGGCUGUGAAAAGCCAGUGCAGUAAAGAAGUAAAGAGCUCUCUGUGUGUUAACCCUCCAUUUCACAAACAUAGGAACUGCACAGACACAGCAGCCACUACCCAGGUGUGAAUGCAGAGCACUUAAAACGUAGCUAGUCCAAAGUGAGUUGGCCUAUUAGUGUAAAAUACAAGAGUUCAGAUACACAGAAUUUAAAAAUUACAUGUUGAACUGAUUUGUGAUAUAUUGGGUUAUAUAAUUUUAAAAUUCUACUUUUUUUUACAUUUUUAAUGUGGUUUUGGAAAAUAGGUACUCAUGUGUCUUUGCAUUAUAUUUGUAUUUGGGAAAUGAAAUGCUUUAUUUUUCUUCCACAACAACUCUAUUUGCAUUGCAUGGAAAUGUUCCCAAGUUUUAGAGAAACACAUACAAAAACUAAAAAGGAUAGAAUGCUAAAAUUUGAAUGUGGAAGAUGUGGGUCUUGGUGUCUUGAAUAAAUCACACCUUCAGUGACUUUCUUGGGAAAUGGUGGGCCUCAGUAAAGACUUGGACUAUUCCAGUUUUAAAUGCUAUCGUUUGGUUUGGUGUAAUAUAGCCUUUCCUGUGGGGGGAAAACCCAUCUCAUUUUCACUUUAAAUAUGUCAGCUAUAAUAAAAGAGAGACAUACACAUUUUAAGAUCUAUACUCUAAAACAGGGUUUUGAAAUUAGCAGCUCUCUUUAUUUUUAGUUCCAAUACAUGGAGGGGGAGUUGACCCUUCAAGAUACUGGAAAAUUAUUAAAUCCAGUUUACAGACUCAUCUCUUUAGUCUGCAGCCAAAUCAAAAGAUUAGUGGGGUUUUUUUUAAUGUUGUUAUUGUGUUGUGUUUUGUUUUUUUAAUAUGUUUCAAUUCCCCUAGCCAAAUUCCUUUCUUUCUCCACACCUCCCACAGGACUGGGCUGAGCACAGUCAUGCAUUAAAAAAGCUUCUGAACUUAUUUUGGAAAGAGUAGCUCCCUGGAGUGUGGAGGAGGACAGGAAUUUGCUAUCUGCAGGACUUAAAUCAGGAUAGAGUAUCAAAUAUUCCAAGGCCUUACAUGCAUGUUUUGUUUUUUGAUAAAGACAGAAGAUUGCAAAUGGUUUGCUCUUUAACAGUCAAUAAAAUCAUAUCUACUAAUCAAUACAUUUGAAGUUUACUAGAUUCUCAAACUUUCCAUAAGAUUUGAGUUCAUUAGUUUAAUGGGAUCGAUCUGAGAAAAAUUAGAUUUAUGUGCAGAUUUUAGCUACCCUUGUCCUUGGAAUGUGUAUGCACACACACACACAUCUGUGAGAAUGAUUAUUUUCUACUUGAUACAGUGUGCAUCAAAUAAAAGUUUACUAUAUUGGAAUAUGGGAAUAAAUUCAUUUAUAAUUAGUUGAAAUUGUCCAGACACAUAUUUUAGAAAAGUAUGUUAUUUUUGUUUUAAGUUUGGAAGAACCUGAAUGAUUAAACCUGAUUUAAGUCCCUCUAACAAUUAUGAAGAAAAAAAAAGACUAGAUUUUAUAUCAACUUAAUUGUCUUUUGGUUUAAAAUUAUGUAUCCAAUAAAGACAUUUAAAAAGUAAA